Mycotypha africana is the source of this 1144-nucleotide messenger RNA. Its product is annotated as S-adenosyl-L-methionine-dependent methyltransferase. The coding region runs from base 160 to 1071 and encodes 303 amino acids. The record is from RefSeq and is a predicted model, not a curated record. Lineage: Eukaryota; Fungi; Mucoromycota; Mucoromycetes; Mucorales; Mycotyphaceae. The transcript has 3 exons. Gene Ontology annotation, molecular function: tRNA (cytidine-N3)-methyltransferase activity.
AACGAAAGCUAUCCAAAACGCACAAAAGUAGAGGUUCUUUUUUCUUGACAUAACCAACGUUCCUAAUGUCUAACAGUUCUGAAAAAGUCAACGUUGAAGACAGAGCUCUCAGUGAACCGACAGCUGAACUGGGCAAAAAGAGAACUUCUUCAGCCUUGGAUGUGUCAUCCAACGAAAACGACAGCGAUGACAAUAGCCAUAAAAAGUUUGGCUCAAGAUUGCUGGAGAAAAAAGAAGAUGUCUUCAUUCAUAAUGCUUGAAUGGGAUGAAGAACAAGAACAAAUGGCCAAAGAAAAGAUCUCGACUCAACUGGAAAAUCCUGUGCCUGAGGAAGAACGAGAUCAAUAUUACAAAGAUCCAGCCGAUUAUUGGAAUAAAUUUUACGAAAAGAACGAAAACAAGUUUUUCAAAGAUAGAAAUUGGCUCAAAAUCGAGUUUCCUGAGCUCUUUGAAACGAGUGAAGAACAUGCUGGCAAGAAGCGUGUAUUUGAAAUCGGCUGUGGAGCAGGCAAUACCAUGUUUCCUCUUUUAGAACAAAGCAAAAAUCCUGAUCUGUAUGUGUAUGGCGCUGAUUAUUCCAGCACAGCAGUCAGUAUUGUGACCAAUCAUGCCAACUACGAUACAAAACGAUGCAAAGCCUUUGUAUGGGAUUUAUCCAGUGACAAGAUACCCGACGAUGAAAUCGAACCAGAGUCAUUGGAUAUUAUUGUAUUGAUUUUCGUCUUGUCAGCAUUAGCCCCUGAACAAUGGGAUCAAGCUGUUACCAAUAUUCAUAAAUUGUUGAAACCGGGAGGAUUGGUCUUGUUUAGAGACUAUGGACGAUACGACUUGGCUCAACUUCGAUUCAAGAAAAAUAGACUGCUAAAAGAAAACUUUUAUAUUCGAGGAGAUGGCACACGAGUGUAUUUCUUUACGUCCGAGGAAAUUAGCGAUAUUUUCACGGGCAACGAUAAAGAAAAGCCUCUCUUUAAAAUUGAACAAAAUGCCAUUGAUCGUAGACUCAUUGUAAAUAGGCAAAAAAAGUUAAAGAUGUAUCGAUGCUGGCUACAAGGCAAAUUCAGAAAAUUGUAGCCCAAAACUAAAUUGCCAAAUAAAUCAUUUUGGGCAUUUAUCUGUUGACAUAAAUUUUGUUAACAGCCUGUCG